GAGAAGCAGACAUUGAAUCAACAACAAUGGAGAAAAGAGACGAAGCAGGAGAGUAUCAUUCCAAAGAUUUCGAAUGGGAAUUUCUUCAGAACAUCGUCGAGAACGAUCCUUCUCUCUCCCACCAUCUCCACCACCACCAAGAUUUCUCCAACUAUUCACCAAAUUCGCAGCCAUGGCAAGAUUUUCACUCCCGUCACUCCUCCGGCAAAUUCUUCAAGGAAAGAAGGUAUUUGUUGAAGGAAUUCCCUGAGUUAGUUUCUUGUGGUGAGAACUCAAAACUUUUGGAAAUUGGUUGUGGUAAUGGCAGUACUGUGCUUCCGAUUUUACGUGGAAGCAAGAACAUUACUGUAUAUGCUUGUGAUUGUAGCAGUGAGGCCCUUGUUAGGACUAAAGAGAACAUUGAUCGCGCUAUUGAUUUAGUUGAUAACUUCCGUUCUUUCUGUUGUGACUUUUCGACGUCUGAGUUUCCUAAUUGGGUCGCAUGCGAUCAUUGUCGAGACAAGUUUAUGGUUAACCAUUCAGGAAGGAGCGAAGGCAUGCAGGUUAACUAUAAAUGUUUAUUGAAUGAACAUUGCAUCGGCGGGGUGGAAUUUGUCACUCUGAUAUUUACAUUGUCGGCAGUGUCUAAAGAAAGGAUGCCGAGAGCUAUCAAGGAAUGUUUUUCUGUGCUGAAACCGGGUGGUCUGCUCUUGUUCAGAGAUUACGGCUUAUAUGACAUGACUAUGCUACGGUUUGAGCCAGAGAAACGUGUAGGAUUUAGGGAAUAUGUGCGGUCCGAUGGAACCCUUUCCUAUUUCUUUUGUCUCGACACUGCCAGGAAACUAUUUACUGAUGCUGGAUUCAUUGAGGUUGAGCUUGAAUAUUGCUGUGUCAAAGCAGUAAACCGGAGAAAGGGUAAGGACAUGUACCGAGUUUGGGUUCAUGGGAAGUUCCAAAAGCCCUUCUAUAAUUAAGUUGAAAGGCACAACGUUCUAUUCUAUCCGUGAAGAUUGCAGAGUCUAGUUUUUGGAUUAUCUUUACACUUAUCCUCUCAUACUAAGUUUCCGUUCUUUGUUCUCUAAUCUUGAUAUCUUUGUAAGCAAUUUUGUAACCUCACUUGUUCAUAUAUUCAAAACCAUAAUCAUAAGACACUAAUGAAAGCAUUGCAGAGCAAAACUAAACUAGUUUUGUGUACUGUAAGGGCUAAAUCAUCUUCGUCUAAAA
Molecule: messenger RNA, 1203 nt
Organism: Arabidopsis lyrata subsp. lyrata
Lineage: Eukaryota; Viridiplantae; Streptophyta; Magnoliopsida; Brassicales; Brassicaceae
Product: methyltransferase-like protein 6
Exons: 7
Coding region: 27-953 (308 amino acids)
Source: RefSeq, a predicted model, not a curated record